Sungouiella intermedia is the source of this 1716-nucleotide messenger RNA. NCBI's taxonomy places the organism in Eukaryota, Fungi, Ascomycota, Pichiomycetes, Serinales, Metschnikowiaceae. The record is from the annotation of a GenBank genome assembly.
AUGGCUUCAGACGACUUUCUAACUUGGUGCGAUGACCUCCACCAGGUCAAGGGUAAUAUUUCACAACUCCAGGCUACGCUUAACCAUGUGUUAAACAAAGCACCUAGUGUCGCACAGUAUAAGCACUUGGAUAAAGUGUAUUCUCAGGGAGCCGCUGAGGCCGACCAGCCGCUCAUGGAGAAGCUCCACACCUCGCUUCAAUCUCCACAGGUAAAAGUUGCCGUGAGGAUCAAAAGUCUCUUUGACCGGGGCUACUUGCCGUUCUUGAAGACAUUGACCAAAAUCAACUUUAAAUCACCUAAAGUGGACCGAUAUGUGGGCUACUUGUUGGACUACCAGCCAUCACGAAAGGAUAUUAAGGCCAUAGGGCCUGAAGAUCCUCCAAAGAAACAUGACAAAAGUGCUGUAGGAGACGACCAUGCUCCUUACCCUCCAUCAUUGCCACCAUUGGAAAACUCGCUGUUGCUUCGAUUGGUUCUCACGGAUAAAUCAUUAAGGCAACCGUCUGAUUAUUUAGAGCUGGAGACUGAUGACGGUCAUCAUGACUUCAACAACAACCACAAUCGCAAGUUGGCACUUCAUGGUGCAAGAUUGCUUGAUAUGGCCCUUUUAGAUGUUCUUGACGAAACUUUCCCAAAGGCUCACGAGGACGAUCUUGAGUACUUAAGGUACAAGCUCACCAAUGGUCACCUUUUGGCCAACUUGUCAUACUGCUACAACUUUCCGGAAUCUGUCAUGCAUAACGUAUCAAAGGAAUUGACCAGCAAGGAGAAAUUAUCCAUCUUCAAGAAUGUUUUUUUGGCUUAUUUGGGCGCCAUGUCCAAAAGCGACUACUCGUAUGACGAAAUUAAAAUGUGGGUUGGAAAACUAUAUGGCCCGGUCAUUUCUCGCUUGCAUGAGGAGAGCUCCCAACAAGGAAAACUCAGGGAUCCGUAUGAAAUUGCAAAUGCGGAGUUUAGAUUCUUGGUUGAUCGAGACUCUGGGUUCUUGAGCUCAGGAAGAAAAAAGAUCAAUUACGAGUUCGAAUUCAAUUCCGAAGAGAGUCCAUUAACGUGUCAACUAAGUGUAGGCGACAUUAAGUUGGGUAUCGGAAUCGGUGUCUCAUAUGUUGAAGCCAAGAAGAAAGCUAUGUUCGCUACUUUCGAAGACAAGGAAUUACGUACGAAGUUCUUCGAGUAUUUGCUUGAACACUAUGCAAGUGGUGAGAGUAAAGAGAAUAACAAACCUGAAACGACCACGCAACAAAAUCUUGCUGAGGGUGGAGAUGACAUGCAAGACGACAACGAGGACAACGAAGAUCAAGAAAUUGAAAUAGCCUACAACGAACAAUCCACUCAAUCCAAUGCUGAUGAUCCAGAGGAAUCUGAUGAUGAGGCUUAUUCCCCGGUACUUAAUGGAGAAGAUGGUAUUGACUCGGCGCCAGAAGUUACACAACCGCCUUCCACAUCUACUGAAGCAUUAGCCGGCUUCGAAACUGCUUCAAGUACCACUUUUGCACCAACUGCACCAACUGCACCAACUACUGCUGCCACUACUGCAACCACCACAGCACCUACAACGACUUCAGUAUCAUCAACUUCGACAUCCGCAUCUCCGUCCACCGCACCAACGGCUCCGACCCCUAGUCCUUCCUCCGAAUCCUACGCACGCAUGCCCUUGCCCUACGGAGUAUUACCACCAAUUCCCAACUUAAAAAAACGGGGCCCCAGAAGAUAA